Daucus carota subsp. sativus is the source of this 1417-nucleotide messenger RNA. RefSeq lists its product as uncharacterized. Bases 308 to 964 code for a protein of 218 amino acids. The transcript has 2 exons. Lineage: Eukaryota; Viridiplantae; Streptophyta; Magnoliopsida; Apiales; Apiaceae. The record is from RefSeq and is a predicted model, not a curated record.
UGAGAUUGUCGUUUUUUUUGGAUUUUUCAAAAAGAUUGCGCGGAAAAUACUUUUCUAAUCCGAGCUUCUGAUACAGAGGUAGUAGAUAAUUCACACACAUGCGCACACAGAUCACAGAGGUGCGUGUUUUGUGAACAUGGCCAGUUCAUAGUCACAUUUAAGUAAUCCCUGCAAUACAAAACAAAUUUUGGGUGGCUAUAUCUAGUCAGAUUGCGAUAGACAAAUAGCGAUGCAAGAUAAGCAUUCAUCUAUAUUUUUGAGCUGAAAAAGAACGAAAAAAAUUUAAUUUGCAGGAAGAAUUUAAGUAAUGGGCUGCUGGUCUGCAGAAAAUGCCACUAAAGCUUACCUCCAAACCGUAAAAUUGGGAAUGAAUGCUAAGGAGCCAAGUGUAGGCGAGUUCGUGUCUGCAUUUGCUGCAGGAAACAAUGCACGACUGAUGGUAAUUGUCUGUGCCACUACAGCAGGGUGCACCGUGGCAGGCCUUGUUGCUGCAGCUUAUCAGACUGGGGGACGAGUGAUCUGCAUUGUGCGCGGUAACUCAGAACUUAAUUCCUCGAUCAAUGCACUUGGCUGCAAUGCUGGUCGAGUUGAGUUUGUCGUAGGGGAAGCUCAGAGUUUGUUGUCAGAGAAAUAUACAAACGCAGAUCUUGUGGUCAUAGACUGCAAAAUAGAGAACCAUGAAGGGAUAUUUAGAGCUGUGGAAGCAUCAGCUACAAGGAGUGAGCCUAAAGUUAAGAAAAUUGUGAUAGGUUAUAAUGUGUUUAUUUGUAAGGAUCCGUUGCGGUGGGGAGGCUCGAAAACACAAGUUUUGCCUAUUGGAGAAGGGUUGCUAAUCACAAGGAUAGAUGGAAAGAGUGAGGAGAAUAAGAAGAGAAGUCAUUGGAUUGUUAGAGUAGAUAAAUUUACAGGAGAAGAACAUGUAUUCAGGAUCAGAUCUCCUCGUAAAAGAGUUAAUAAGGCUUGAAAAGGAUACACACAUAACUCAGAUUUUGUUCACCGGAUUUGUUUCAAUUCAAGGGCAGAAGGACCGUUAGAAACUUGGGUAGGGAUUGAUGGUCAUGGCGUAAACAGAAAUAUUUAUGUGACCGAUUCCAUCCAAGUGAACCGAAUUGUAUUAACUGGUCCCGGUAUUUAUCACGGAGACACGAUGAAUUGAGAUCCGACCCAAAAGUUCUAAAAAUGAAUUAGAUCUACAUGUCUUACAAUUUUCAAAUAUGAAGGACUUGUAGUUUCAUCAUCAGAUCUCCUUGUAAAAAGGUUAUUUAGUACUAUUUGGUUGUUAAACCCUACAACUGAAGGCAGCUGACAUACGAAUGAUAAUAGCAAGUAGAAGAAAAUGCCGUGUAUACAUCAAAAAAUCUAGGAUUAAUAUGUUUAGUGUUUUUUUUCUACGUAUGCUACCAACAUACGUGUGUAA